Messenger RNA from Cyclocybe aegerita, 1755 nucleotides. NCBI's taxonomy places the organism in Eukaryota, Fungi, Basidiomycota, Agaricomycetes, Agaricales, Hemipholiotaceae. The record is from the annotation of a GenBank genome assembly.
AUGCCACGGCCACGACCAUUGACACAUGUUCCACCAUACCAUCCAGACCAGCAAUUAACACCUAGAACACCUCACAGUGCCAGUGGGUCACGAACAAGUCGCGCAGAGCAAGGUUUUGCCAAACUCCAAAUUUCUGAGGCUGAAGCAAAUGAACUGGACUUCGACGACCAUCAUGACGCCGCGCUGCAAUCUGCACCACUCCUUGCCUCUUCUUCGACUGCCAGGUUCUCUGUACACCAUUCACGUGGGCGACGGAGCCCUAUCACGAAGGAGAACAGGGAAAGACGUGCGCGUACUUCCUCGGAGGUGCUUUCGUUGGCCGUCUCGCGGCUACCGCUGGCAUUGGGGAUAUUUCUCGCUGUGAUAUUGCUUAUCCUCAUCGUGCUGUCGUUCACGCGACCAGAAACUCUGCACAGAUAUGUCGUGAAAGGACCAUACCACUCCUCGUCUGCGGCAGCUGUGCCCACGAACACGCCAAUAGCACAACCGGCAUCAUCUCACACCCAUUCCGAAGCCAACACACACCUUUUAUCCUACGCAAAUUACACCACGUUUCCCCUUCACCCAGAUGAAUAUUUGGUGGAAUGUGCAAAGAUGCAUCAGGGGUACAUGGCCCACGGAGAUUAUUGGGAGAUCAGUCCCAUGGGCAUUAUGGACGUGCAACACCCAGAACAGGAUGAGAUCGACGCCAUUUGCUCAAGCACGAUCACUUAUAUGUUGGAUGGCACAGCGGGUCUGGCUGCGGAUUUGGCUCUCAUGGCACAAGCAGCGGCUCUAGCCCGCGAGCGUAACCGAACGUUCUUUGUUGACGAUACAUAUUGGAACCGAGGAAAAUGGACAGAUCACUUUGAAGAUGUAAGAGCCCAACAACUAGGUCCUCAGCCAGGAUGCCGCGCACCUCCACCAGAUGAGUUGGUUGCAUGUCCCCGAACGGCGAGACAUUGGGUUAUCAAUUCAAGAACUGCAAAGUUUCACUUCAGUCAUGCGUUUUCGAACCACUAUGAAGACCCCUUCGGUCAUGAGCUCAACAGAUUAAAGCCCAUCUUUGAGUCCGCCCUUCAUUCGUUCGGUUCGACGAUCAUUCCCAAUGCGAAGAACAUGGAACUCAUUCAUCUCGCCCGCACUGAACUGGCAUCCUUCAUUCGAGACAUAGACAGUCGGCUAGGCGUUUCAGGAAGCCCAUACCUAUCCGUACACAUCCGACGAGGCGACCGUAAAACUCUCUCAUACACCUUUCCGGAUCGCAAAAUACCACUCGAAGACUACCUGACUGCCCUGAAAUCGACGUGGUCACGUUUACAUCCUCAGGAAAAAGAUGCCUUCCCAGUGGUUUAUCUUGCGACUGAUUCACCGGAGGCCCAUCGACAGUUUUCGGAGAAGAAUGAAGGCGAGACCUUCUCCCUCCACGAAGCCGCCAACUCUCGUCUCCGCGAUCUAGCUAGUCCUGGGGAAUAUUACCAAAGCUGGUUCAACGACUUGGGAUUGCAAUCACGAAUAAUUGCCACUAGAGGCGUCGUUGUUGAUCUUGCCUUGAUCAGCGGAUUAUGGCCUGAGAGGAAUGUCCAUUCCCCUGAUGCAGUCAUAUGCGCGAUGAGUUCCACGAUAUGCACUCUCUCUGCUGUGGGUUUAGGAUGGGAUCGAGCCUUUGGAGAGAUAGAUAAAAUGGGAAACCCCGACAAGGAGGGCGAGCGUUGGGUCGAUGUCGACCAGAAAGGACGGAUUAUUCCUGUCUGGGCCGCGUUUCAACUUUUCUAG